Molecule: messenger RNA, 2909 nt
Organism: Austrofundulus limnaeus
Lineage: Eukaryota; Metazoa; Chordata; Actinopteri; Cyprinodontiformes; Rivulidae
Gene: lrrc49
Product: leucine rich repeat containing 49
Exons: 18
Coding region: 174-2537 (787 amino acids)
Molecular function (GO): protein binding
Source: RefSeq, a predicted model, not a curated record
CGCCGCGCUAAUAGAUUAGCAGUAAUUGUUUGCUGUGGCUGUAGUUGAACAAAUGGGUCAACGUGUUUAUGCAAUUUAUUUAUUUAGUUUCUCUGGUCAAAUCGAUGUAAAUACAGAAACAAAUGCGUUGUGKUUUUUUUGUUCAAGUGAGUCCUGACGGGAAACUUUAAAACAUGGAGUCUGAACUGGACGAUGGAUCAACCUCCUGCUCAUCAACACACCCCUCCAGAGUCACUGAAACAUCACUUUUUCUCACACCUAUGGUGAACAGCUGCAGGUUGCACCUGACACCAGUGGCCCAGGGAAGACUGCAAAUAGCUACAGAUACGACAACCACCCAAAACGACAGCUACACUUGUUUAGAAACUGGGUUACAGGCCUGCGGUCGGUCCAGAGUUGCCAGUGACAACUGUGCAGACGUUUCUGCACAGAAUAUAGUGCAGCUAGCAGGUGGUGCUCCAUUUUCUCAUGCUGCAAAUGAAGUUGGAGUCAAAUCAAGGAGCCAGUCCCACAGUGUGAGGUUCACUUACCAUCGUGCUGCCUUAAAAAAUCCCAAACCAGCAGGUGGUUCUGUUGGAUGUACUGGUUGUCCACUCCAUUUCCCCUUCACUCGGCAGCCACUCACUUCCAGUUUUCAACAAAUUAACUCAGACAGUCGCUGUCUGGAGGAAUUCCCUGAGCUGGGCUUCAUCAAAGAGCUGCAGUUUCUGAACCUUCAGCACAAUCUGAUCACAAAGAUCCAGCGUUUGUCAAAUCUGCAGCAGCUUACUCUCCUGAACCUUCACGACAAUCACAUCUCUGAUAUGACUGGCAUUGAUACUCUGAGGUCUCUAAAGGUUCUCAAUCUGAGCAAGAACAGGAUCCACAAAAUCUGCUGCCUGGAAAGUCUGACCAAGCUGAACAUCUUGGAUCUGCAUGACAAUCAGAUCUGCAGGAUAGAAAGCAUCUCUCACCUGAGUGAGCUGCAAGUGUUGAACCUGUCAAAAAACCACAUCUCCAGAGUGGAGAACGUGCAGGGCCUGGAAUCUCUGAGUGAGCUCAACCUUCAGCACAACUGCAUCACUGCAGUGACUGAGGUGGACCGCCUGCCCUGUUUGCAGCGUCUCUUUCUCAGCUGCAACAACAUCAUCAGUUUUGAUCAGCUAGGCUGCCUCGGAGAGUCACACUCCCUUUCUGAGCUCACCCUGGAUGGGAAUCCUGUAGCCCUGGAGACAUGGUACAAGCAGGCCGUCCUGCGCUGUGUGCUUCAUCUGAAACAGCUGGACAUGAAGCGCAUCACAGACGAGGAUCGGCGCAUGGCAGGUGUACAGGCUCGAAAAGAGGAGGAAAAGAAGAAGGAGAGUCACAAACAGACCAUUCAUAAGGAGAAGCGCCGUCUUGCAAUCCGCAAUGCAGCCCAGCAGUGGGAGGACAUCAUGGCCAACUUGGAGCURCUUCCAACAAAUGGCACGAAGGAGGAUGUUAGUCCGGAGAGCAGCCCCGCUCACAGCCCCGCUCAGACUAACGGCCUUGCACAGGAGCCUUUUCCAGAAGAAACAAAACGGGUGAGCCCAGGUUCAGGACCAGAACGACCAUCAGGGCCAACAGAGAGCAGACUGCGCACCAACAGCCAUCCAAACAGCCCACGUGAUUCAAAGCCUGUGGAGACAGGGAGCGGCAGCGUUCAGAGCUUGUCCUUGUCUGACAGUCACCUCGCAGAGCUUGACGGAGACACCUUGCGCUUAUUCGGUCUUGGAGCCCUGGAGGCCCUGGAGAGGGGUUGGGGUGCCCAGACCGCUGGUGCUGUCAACGUCAUCACUUUCCGCUACAUCAACUUUGACGCCAUUGUACCCACGCUGUCAAGAAUAAGGGUGAAGUUCCCAAAUCUGUCGCAUCUGAUCUUCUUGGAGACCAACAUCAGCCGUCUCCCACAGCUGGCAGCCCUGGCUCAGGUCAGACGUCUGGACCAGCUUACCAUCCACUCAGAAGGCAACCCAGUGCUCAGCCUGGCUCUGUGGCGCUCCUUCAUCAUCUACAGACUCCACCACUUCAACCUGCAGAGGAUCAAUGGCCAGGAGGUGACCAUGAAUGAYGUGAUUGCUGCAGAGCGAGUGUUUGGGACACUGGGUCACAUAGCAGCCACCGAAACUCCACACUGCCGGCUCCUGCUCCUCCUAGAAGAGUCCAGGAAACGGCAGCUGCAGUUCCUGUUGGAGGGGCGCGGCCGGCGGGCAGGGCUGAGUCCAGAGGAGCUACGGGAUAAUGGGAAGCUCCUGGGCGAAGGCCUGAGCAGAGCGCUGUUUAACUAUCCCAGCAGAGACUGCAGUGCAGAGAGCCCUGAGGAGGGCUCCGUGGAGUCGUCAGAGCGCGCCGUCAUGAUAGAGCAGUACCUCCAGGAGCUGGUCCAAAGGGCAUCAGACACUAAUCUUAAGGGCGAGGCUUUGYACAAGCUCUGGCCCAACAUGUUUGCAGAGAUGGUGAGAGACUGUGUGCUGGAGAUGAGGGACCGACCCGCCUUCCGUCAAGCCAGCUUAGCAAAGCUCACUGACACCAAGUGAAACGGACCAAAGGUUCCUCUUUUAGUCGCAUAUACACCUGCACACGCGUGGGCCUUGCUUCCCAUGGCUUUUUUUUUUCCAUUUCAAACUCUUAACACUUCAUCACCUAGUGAUUUUAUCAGUUAUUAACGGGAGGGGUUAUUUUUAUGGAUGUAGACUAUUUUUAAGAUGUCAGGAGAAUCGUCAUGACCCCAGACAUCUUGACCGAAUGUAGAGCUUCACUAAAACAGCUUGUUUCUUCAACGCUUGGAGCCGUAUCAUACUUGAAGAACGUUAAAGGCACUUACUGACUUGUGGUGCAUUGAAGUCCCCACAGAGAAACCUCUGCACUUUAAAAGCCUUCCAAAUGACUGCCUACACUGUCACCCCCCC